UUCAACAGGAACCCAACUCCAAAAUGGCGAAUUCAAUAGCAAAUUUAUCUAGAAGUGUUUAUCGAUCUCUUCUCGCUAAACCCAAAACUCCUAAACUUUCAAUGCCCCUAUGCACCACUACCUUUUCUUCCUCGGCUGAAACUUCCGACUCCGGCUCCGACUCUGAUCCAUUUCCCAACUCAACGCCCUCUGAAUCUGCCAAGAACUCUCUCAAUCAGAGUCGUUUAUACGACCGCCCGCUUGAGAAUGGACUCGAUAUGGGCAUUUACAAGGCAAUUUUGGUUGGGCAGGUGGGCCAAACCCCAGUUCAGAAGAAGCUGAAGAAUGGUAUGGCGGUUACAAUGUUUUCUGUGGGGACAGGUGGGAUUCGAAACAACAGGAGGCCUCAUGAGAAUGAGGAACCUGCAGAGUAUGCUAAUCGCUGUGCUAUUCAGUGGCAUCGAGUUUGUGUUUACCAAGAGGGAUUGGGAGGUCUUGUCCUGAAGCAUGCUCUUCCUGGUACAAUUGUAUAUUUGGAGGGAAAUCUGGAGACAAAAAUCUUUGUUGAUCCUAUCAGUGGUCUGGUUCGACGAUUGAGAGAGGUUUCCAUUCGUCGAAAAGGUCGGAUUGUGUUUUUGGGAAAUGUCGAUAACGCCCAGGGACCGACUACUGGAGAAAUGAAAGGUGCUGGUUUUUACUAGAAAGAAUUAGUGGUAGUUGAAGAAAUGAAAUUUUGUUUGAGAUGGAAGAAUUGCUUUAACGUAGUUAUUUGGAGAAGCCGAGUUUA
This is a messenger RNA of Hibiscus syriacus, 766 nucleotides long. Its product is annotated as single-stranded DNA-binding protein, mitochondrial-like. The transcript is spliced from 4 exons. The record is from RefSeq and is a predicted model, not a curated record. Gene Ontology annotation, biological process: positive regulation of helicase activity; mitochondrial DNA replication. Gene Ontology annotation, cellular component: mitochondrial nucleoid. The coding region runs from base 24 to 680 and encodes 218 amino acids. Lineage: Eukaryota; Viridiplantae; Streptophyta; Magnoliopsida; Malvales; Malvaceae. Gene Ontology annotation, molecular function: single-stranded DNA binding.